Molecule: messenger RNA, 2031 nt
Organism: Mesorhabditis belari
Lineage: Eukaryota; Metazoa; Nematoda; Chromadorea; Rhabditida; Rhabditidae
Source: the annotation of a GenBank genome assembly
AUGGUCCCUAUUUUGAUCAUCUUCAUCUGUGCAAGCCUCGGGAUGAAUAAUGAAGAACGAAGGCUCGAACUCGAGCGAAAGAAGCAGAAGCUGGCCGAAAUGAGGGAGUCGAAAAGACGGCUAGAUGAGGAAAGGCGAAGGUCGAUGCUGCCACAAAAUCUUCAACAAAAUGGGAAUGGAUCAGCCGGUGAAAGGUCAACCCUAUCGAGUCAGGAACUAGCAGAGAUAUUGGCUGAUGUCGGAAUUCCCAGUGAGCCCAACUCGUCAAUCAAAAAUGCUUCCACGGAAGCAAAACCACAGGAGAAUGGUGUUCCACAAAGCCAUCUCUCACAAACCGUCACUUCAUCGAUGUCUCGUGUUGUCAAUUUGGAGCUCACCGAGCCGAGGAGCAUCAUCAUUCCACAAAAAGACACGACAAUCUAUUGCAAGACAACUCAAACGGAUGACGAAAGAGUAUCGGUUUGCGAGUUUUCAAUGGGGAGUCAAGAGUUUGCUUGGGAAGGAGAAGAGGAUAUGGGCCAUUCACAUAAGCCAUACAUAGAUGACAUGUCUCCAACUGAUGAAAUCGAGCGGUGCUUGCCGGGGUUCAAGUUCAAACGUGGAACAUCACAUGAAGCUGAGAAGAAAGAAGUUGAAGAAGAGAAGCCAAAGCUUCCCGAUUACUCUGAACAGGAAAAGCAACAGAUUAUGAAGACCAUUGGGUUCUUGGCAUUCUUUGAUCAAGGCACAAGAAUGUUGGAACGCGCUUUGUCGGAAAAGAGAGAUUUCGAUCAAAAUCUUGCGAAUGAUCACUCUAUGCUCUACCAAACAAAAGAAGAAAAAUUAGAGUUUUCCCGUAGUUUUCAAGAUACGAAAUGGACCAAUGGGCGUGAAGUAUUGGCUAUUACAUUUUCCGAGAGAAAUCCGGAGCUUUUUGCUGUUGGAUAUGGCGUCAAUGCGGAUAAGCCAGGCGAUCCAACAGGAGUUGUAGCAGUUUUCAAUACAAAAUUCAAGAAGGAAUCAUCAGACUACCUAUUCCAUACACCUACUCGGAUCACAUCUGUCGCUUUUGCUCAUUUUCACGCCAAUCUCAUUCUGGCCGGCUGCUACACUGGGCAAAUAUGCAUGUGGGACAACCGUGUAGUGAAUAAACGGACCCCAAUCAAUCGAUCCCAGCUAUCGACGAACACGCAUACACAACCAAUUUUUGCUCUUCAAGUUGUUGGCAGCCACAAUGCACAUAAUUUGGUUUCUAUUUCAAGCGAUGGAAAAAUGUGCAGUUGGAAUGUGGAUAAUCUGGCUCAACCCGUUGAAACCAAAAAUUUGCAGGCGAAGAACGGAAGCAAGGCGAUUCACGUAGUUUCAAUGUCAUUUCCCCAAAAUGAAUUCAACACAUUUGUUGCUGGAGCCGAAGAUGGCCAGAUCUACCUUGUGAGUCGUCAUGGAACAACCACAAAUCAAGAUAUUGAGCAACAAGUGUUUGAAGGCCAUUCUGCUCCAAUCUCUUCUGUCGCUUUCCAUCGAGCUCCUGGUAAUGGACAGUACGACUUUUCGCAUUUGUUCCUCUCCGCUUCUUGUGAUUGGAGCAUCAAAUUAUGGAGCAUCAAGGAUCCACUGUUGCGCUAUUCUUUUGAAACACAUUCGGAAUAUGUUUAUGAUGCACAGUGGUCACCCACACACCCUGCUGUUUUUGCUACUGUUGAUGCUGAUGGAACUUUAUGUUUGUGGAAUCUUAAUGAGGACAUUGAAGAACCCAUUACACGACUCUCGCUUGAGAACGAAGGAAAUGCAUCACAAGGAAGGAAAUUGGCGUUUUCACCAAAUGGACAAUACAUUGUAACGGGUGAUGGUGUCGGAAAUGUGCACAUGUUUGAGCUCCAUGAAAGCUUCUACAACAACGUUAAAAGCGAUGAAUGGAACAAACUUGCGAAUGUUCUGGCCGACAUGAAAGCCAGCCGCGAGGAAGCCGAAGAGUUGAACGAAACGAUGAAAUUAGAGAAUGGUUCACAAGCUUCAAGCGGAUCGGUUAGCCGACUCAAUUGGGAUCGCCUU